AUGAUAAUUCUGAACCAAACAGAUGUAACACCAGCCUCAUUCAUUCUUAAUGGGAUCCCAGGACUGGAGGAUAUGCACAUGUGGAUUUCCUUCCCAUUCUGCUCCAUGUAUAUGGUGGCCAUGGUAGGGAAUUGUGGACUCCUCUACCUCAUCUGCUAUGAGGACUCCUUGCACAGGUCCAUGUAUUAUUUUUUGGCCAUUCUUUCCCUUACUGACCUUGUCAUGUGCUCUUCUAGUACAAUCCCUAAAGCUCUCUGCAUCUUCUGGUUUCAUCUCAAGGAAAUUAGAUUUGAAGAAUGCCUAGUCCAGAUGUUCUUCAUCCAUACCUUCACAGGGAUGGAGUCUGGGGUGCUCAUGCUUAUGGCCUUAGACCACUAUAUAGCCCUCUGUUACCCUCUGCACUACUCAACUAUCUUCAUCAAUCCUGUCAUUGCAAAGGCUGGGCUUGCUACUUUCUUGAGAGCAGUGUUGCUCAUCAUUCCCUUGAUUUUCUUCACCAAGAGACUACCCUAUUGCAAGGGCAAUAUAAUACACCAUACCUAUUGUGACCAGCUAUCUGUAGCUAAGUUAUCCUGUGGAAAUAUCAAGGCCAAUGUUAUCUAUGGUCUGAUGGCUGCCCUCCUCAUUGGGGGCUUCGACAUCCUGUGCAUCACAAUCUCCUACACCAUGAUCCUCUGGGCAGUGAUCAGUCUCUCUUCGGCAGAUGCUCGACAGAAGGCUUUCAGCACCUGCACUGCCCACAUCUGUGCCAUUGUUUUCUCCUAUAGUCCAGACUUCGUCUGCUUCUUUUUUAAUCAUUUUGGGAGCCAUGCAAUCCCUCCAUCUUGCCACAUCAUUGUGGCCAAUAUUUAUCUGCUCUUGCCUCCCACUCUGAACCCUAUUGUCUAUGGGGUGAAAACCAAGCAGAUUCGAGACUGUGUCAUAAAGAUCUUUUCAGGUUCUAAGAACAUCAAAUCCCAUAGCAUAUAA
Callorhinus ursinus (northern fur seal) is the source of this 969-nucleotide messenger RNA. NCBI's taxonomy places the organism in Eukaryota, Metazoa, Chordata, Mammalia, Carnivora, Otariidae. The record is from RefSeq and is a predicted model, not a curated record.